Messenger RNA from Salvia hispanica, 3109 nucleotides. Its product is annotated as potassium transporter 8-like. Gene Ontology annotation, biological process: potassium ion transmembrane transport. Gene Ontology annotation, cellular component: membrane. The record is from RefSeq and is a predicted model, not a curated record. Gene Ontology annotation, molecular function: potassium ion transmembrane transporter activity. Lineage: Eukaryota; Viridiplantae; Streptophyta; Magnoliopsida; Lamiales; Lamiaceae.
UAGAUCAAAGUAGUUUUAAUUUCUCUGCAAUAUUGAAGAGAUAAACACUACUGAGCUACACACCACCACUACCCACCCACUCAGUAUAUUCUAUUUUCCGAACAUUUCUGCAAAAAUACAAAAAGCAAAAAGCUGAGGCAGUUUUUUCUCUUUAAAGCUCCCAUUCUUGUUCUUUGACUCUUUUUCAUUUUUCAAGAUUGGGUUUUUAUUGAUCCAAUGGAGGUGGGAUUUCUUGAUCUUAUUCCUGUAUAUUUUAUGAGAUACUACAGCCCAUUUUGUGUACAGUGAGCUCUGAGAAUAUUAUUUGACUAUUAAAUCAUGUUACUCAAAUUAAUAGUGUCCACGUACAACACAUUUACAUAUGUGUUGAGGGACAAUAUUCUAUAGCACGAUUUCCCACCGGCCUUUUUCCUCUUCCUCAGUGGUUCAUCCGCCCAAGACUGCAUUUUUCUCGAUUUCCAUUUUGUAGUGUUUUCGUGUUUGUCUCUUGUUCUCACCAUUUCUCCAAAAAGAAAAAGGCUUCUUUGUUUUUCUUGAGUUUGUUGGAGCAAUUUUGGGGUGGAACUGAAAAGGGGCUAGUUUUAUAGUGUUGGCUUUUAAAAGUGUUUUGUUUGGAAUGAUUUCCCCAUGAUUUUGAGAAAGCCAGUGAUGGAUAUUGAGAGCUGGAGCCCUGAUAGUAAUAAAAAUCCCAUAAAGAGGGAAUCAUGGAGAACUGUUUUGACAUUGGCGUAUCAGAGCUUGGGUGUUGUCUAUGGCGAUUUGAGCACUUCGCCUCUGUAUGUGUACAAGAGCACUUUUGCAGAGGACAUUCAGCACUCAGAGACUAAUGAGGAGAUAUAUGGGGUUUUGUCAUUUGUGUUUUGGACUUUAACUCUGAUCCCACUUCUCAAAUAUGUGUUCAUAGUGCUUAGAGCUGAUGAUAAUGGCGAAGGAGGGACCUUUGCCUUGUAUUCCCUCCUCUGCCGCCACGCCCGUGUGAGCACGCUCCCGAAUGGUCAGCUCGCCGAUGAGGAUUUGUAUGAAUACAAGAAAGAUGGGAUUGCAUCUGGUAAUUUCAGAGGCCUUGGUUUGAGAUUGAGAUCCACAUUGGAGAAGCAUAGGGUGCUGCAGAGGAUGUUGCUCAUUUUGGCCUUGUUUGGGACUUGUAUGGUGAUUGGAGACGGGGUUCUCACCCCCGCGAUUUCUGUUUUCUCUGCAGUUUCGGGGUUGGAGCUCGUUGUGUCAAAGCAUCAUCACCAAUAUAUAGAAGUCCCGGUUGCUUGCGUGAUUCUGGUGUUCUUAUUCUAUCUCCAGCACUACGGGACUCACCGAAUAGGAUUUCUAUUUGCACCGGUAGUGAUCACAUGGCUCUUCUGUAUCAGUGCCAUCGGAGUUUACAACAUCAUACAGUGGAAUCCGCACGUUUACAAGGCACUCUCUCCGUAUUACAUGUACAAAUUCCUGAGGAAGACACGGAGAGAUGGCUGGAUGUCGUUGGGCGGGAUUCUGCUAUGUAUAACAGGUUCGGAGGCUAUGUUUGCUGAUCUUGGACACUUUUCACAGAUGUCCAUCAAGAUAGCCUUUAGCUGUGUCGUCUAUCCGUCCUUGAUCCUCGCGUAUAUGGGACAAGCUGCAUAUCUUUCCAAACAUCACAUCAACGAGAGCGACUACCAGAUUGGAUUCUACGUAUCAGUACCCGAAAAGCUACGUUGGCCUGUUCUUGCAAUCGCCAUUCUUGCUGCGGUGGUGGGAAGUCAAGCUAUCAUUACUGGGACGUUUUCGAUCAUCAAGCAAUGUUGUGCAGUGGGUUGUUUUCCGAGGGUCAGAAUAGUACACACAUCGUCUAAAAUUUGCGGCCAGAUUUACAUCCCGGAAAUCAACUGGACUCUUAUGCUGCUCUGUUUGGCUGUUACUAUUGGAUUUAGAGAUACAAAACACAUCAGUAAUGCAUCAGGUCUCGCUGUUAUAACAGUUAUGUUGGUUACAACAUGCCUUAUGUCUCUUGUGAUCAUAUUGUGCUGGAAUAGAAGUGUCUUAUUCGCCCUCGGCUUCAUAUUAUUCUUCGGCUCCAUCGAAGCGCUCUACUUCUCCGCUUCUCUGAUCAAGUUCCGCGAGGGCGCUUGGGUCCCUAUCGCGCUUUCUUUCACAUUCCUUGCGAUAAUGUACACGUGGCACUACGGGACGCUGAAGAAGUACGAGUUCGAUGUCCAGAACAAGGUCUCCAUCAACUGGCUCUUAGGUUUGGGUCCGAACCUAGGGAUCGUCCGUGUCCGAGGGAUUGGCCUCAUCCACACGGAGCUCGUGUCUGGGAUUCCGGCCAUCUUUUCGCAUUUCGUGACGAAUCUCCCUGCCUUCCAUCAGGUUCUGGUUCUGUUCUGCAUCAAAUAUGUUCCCGUGCCUCAUGUUCGAUCCGACGAGCGAUUCUUGGUCGGACGAGUCGGGCCGAAGGAGUACCGCGUUUACCGAUGUAUCGCGCGAUACGGGUACCGUGACACGAUCAUAGACGACGUCGAGUUCGAGAAGGAUCUCGUGUGUAGCAUAGCAGAGUUCAUCCGGUCGGAGGGGUCGGAAUGCAACGGUUCGUCCGAACACACUCUCGAGAACGAAGAGAAGAUGACGGUCAUUGGGACGUCAUCGUCCCACGCAAAAGGCGUCAAACUAUGGGAGGACGACGAGGGUGGAGAUCCGCAAUCGUGCGAUGAUGCCACCACGAGCACGAACGAGCUCGGGGAGAUCCGAUCGCCUGUGGGGCCGAGGAAGAGAGUUAGGUUUCUCGUCCCGGAGAGCCCGGAAAUCGAGAAAGAGGAGCGGACCGAGCUACGGGAACUCAUGGAAGCGAGGGAGGCGGGGAUGGCGUUCAUUCUAGGUCACUGCUACGUGAAGGCGAAGACGGGGUCGAGCUUGAUGAAGAGGCUCGUUGUGAACGUCGGGUACGACUUCCUCCGGAGGAACUCGAGAGCGCCGACGUACGCGUCGAGCUUCCCGCGGGCGUCGACGCUAGAGGUUGGUAUGAUCUACCAUGUAUGAUACCUUGUGCAGCUUCUUGUUUUUGGAAGUUUGGUUUAUGUAAAAUGUAAAUGGAUUGAAUCAGUCUUUUAUACGAGGUAAAGUAAGCUCAAGUUCAAAUGAA